AUGGCAGCUCCUGAAUCAGACGGGCCAGGACGCCUGAUCUCUCAUUUUCGCAACAGAGAUAGCAAGCAACAAUUGUCAGGAUGGACCGAACUUUGGGAGACGGAUCAGUCCGACCUGUGGGAUCGCGGCAAACCCUCUCCCGCUCUCAUCGAGUUCAUCGAAUCCAAGGCAGAGGUUCUUUAUAACAUAACCAACAAAUACCGGCCUAAAGCUCUCAUUCCCGGAUGCGGAAAAGGAUACGACGUUGUAGCCUUGGCUCUGCAUGGCUUCGACGUCUAUGGGCUUGAGAUUUCCGAGACGGGAGUUGCGACGGCACGACGAUACGCAGAGGCAGAAUUGGGAGAGCCGACCGAGUAUAACUACCACGACUUGAACACAUGGUCAUCGAGUGAUAUCGGAAACGUCACCAUCAUCGCAGGAGAUUUCUUCCAAAAGGGCUGGGAACCUCAGGGGUUUCAAGGGUUCGAUGUUAUAUAUGACUACACAUUCCUGUGUGCGCUGCACCCUUCCAUGCGACAAGGAUGGGCUCGUCGAAUGCACGAGCUCUUGGCCCCGGACGGGGUCUUAAUUUGUCUAGAGUUUCCUCUUUGGAAAGACCUGACUCUACCAGGACCUCCGUGGGGUUUGAAGGGCGUCUAUUGGAAUCUAUUGGCGAUGGGGGGCAACGGCAUAAUUAAUCAGCCAGGUGAGGAGGAAAUUGACAAGGAGGGUCCAUUUCGACGACUUCUGUAUUUUAAACCACAGAGAUCUUAUGAGAAUGGCAGGGGAACGGAUAUGGUUAGUGUUUGGUCCGCCUUACCAUGGCAGUUCCCUGAUGAUACGCAUGAAUAA
Trichoderma asperellum CBS 433.97 is the source of this 831-nucleotide messenger RNA. The record is from RefSeq and is a predicted model, not a curated record. NCBI's taxonomy places the organism in Eukaryota, Fungi, Ascomycota, Sordariomycetes, Hypocreales, Hypocreaceae.